AUGAUACCACCUGAAGAAGCACCCGAGUACACGAGUGAGCUCAAGCUCCUGAGUCCGGUGUCUCCAAAGCCCGUCCAUUAUCCAGUGCCUUCCAAUAUCCCAGUCCUCGAGAACCAGAUCGAUCCCGUCUUCAACCAGACAGGAACCCAUAUGGCCGAAGCCGCUCAUCACCAACUACCGCCUCCGAUGUACGCCGAUCAACGAGCUGGCGCCUAUGAUCAGAGCCUCCAUUCUCAACACCAACAACAACAGCAGCAACAAGCUGUUCAACAUGCACAGGCCCAAUCUAACCAUCCUGAAGCCUACAUGACUCAACAGGCAGGUCAAGUCGGACAGGGUCAAGCCCCACAGGGCCAUCAGGCUUAUCAUCAGGCGCAAGAGCAAGCAUCGGUUGGCAUGAAUAGUCAGACCAAUCAAGUUUAUGGCGAGAAGUACUCGUACCAGCCUGCCUCGUCUGGCGUCGUGGCCUCUUCUGACGCCUCUGCGCAUGCCACUGCUUCUGUUCCAUCUGACAUUCCUUAUCCUUCUACUGCUGCCCAUCAUCUCCCUGCCUUGCCAAUCCAUACCAACAACGAAGCUUCCUUCCAGAGCAACUCCUUCCAUCCUCAAAGCCAACCGACAGCCAGCGCUGGCGCAAACGAACUCCCUCCUGGUGUUGAAGCCAAUAGUCUGCAGAGCUUGCUCAACAACUUCUCACAACCUACCCAUAGUCAGGCCCAGUCCACCUCUCCCUCGUCCCAGGUCGCGCAAUCUCCUCCGAAUGCCGCCGCCUCGGCCCAUGCCACCCAACAAGACCAAGCCUAUUCGACCUACGCCAACAAAUUCCAAGCUCAACAAGCUCAGCAAGCGCAGUCGCAGCAGCAGCAGCAACAACAGCAGAACGGAGAAUAUGCAAGCAACAACGUAGGAGCCAACGGACUGCCACCUCCGCCCGUCGCUUCCUUCCAGCAAGCCAUGAAGCUCGAGAGUCAGCGUGAGAGAAAACAAGCAGCAGGAGAGGUUUUGGAUGAGGACGAUCAGCCGUGGACACCAGAGACACAACACCGUUACGACAACUUCCUGACCGAGGAGCGAAAGUACGUGACAGAAGGCAACUGGGAGCAGUUCCCAUACGGAUCGAGACUGUUUGUCGGCAACCUUUCUAGUGAGAGGGUUACGAAACGCGACAUUUUCCACGUCUUCCACAAGUAUGGUGAUCUGGCCCAAAUCUCCAUCAAGCAAGCAUACGGCUUUGUGCAGUUUCUGGAAUCCAAGGGUUGCUCCAAAGCCAUUAGCGCCGAGCAAGGAAAGACGAUUCGUGGCAAGAAGAUUCACCUCGAAGUGAGCAAACCUCAGAAGAACCGCAACUCCGAUCCUCGCGCCCCCCGUCGCUCACGUUCACCCGACACUGGCAGAGCAGGCAGCUCCUCGGUAGUGCAAGAUCGUUAUUUGCCAGGCGACAGAAGAGCAGAAAGAGAUCGAGAUAGAGACAGGGACAGAACUAGAGACAGAAGAUCUCGCGAUUACCGUCCGGGAAGAUCUCCUUCACCGCGCUCUCCCAGAUCCCCCAGGAUACACCGCGCUCGCGACAGAAGCAGGGACAGAUACGAUGCGCGAUACAGGAGCAGGUCGAGAACACCGCCCUACAGCGGUCGUGCCAGCCGUUUCCGCAGUCCCAGUCCGAGGAGGCGCAAUAGCGACGAUGAUCUGCCCCUCCCGAGAAGAGCUCCACGCGAUGUUCCGGAUGUGCAGAUUAUCGUUUUGGACGACCUCGAUCGCAACUUCAUAGCCUGGCUGGAGCACUCAUUCACCCUCCAAGGCAUUCGCGUCGACGUCUUGCUUCUGUCUCCACGUCUGUCUGAAGCCGCUGUCGUUCGUCGUCAGAUUCUUGAGGGUGUUCUCGCUGUUUCGCGCAUCACUCGCAUCAACCAACAAACAGCAAAGAUUCCCCUUCAGAUCUUCGAUCGUCGUGCUGGUAUUGAGAAUGUGCGCUUCGACGAGUACGACAAUCUCGAUCCUACUAUUGCAGCUCAACUGGUCCUCCGCGCAAAGGCUGCUCCUGCUUAUGCACCACCUCAGCCCGUGCCUGCUCCUGUGCAGUAUGGUUAUGGAGCUGGAGUCACUGCUGCUCCCAACUUAUCCAACCUGAUCACUUCUUUGGAUCCUACUGGCUUGCAGAAGCUUCUCGGUGUCAUGCAGCCACCCGGUAUUCCGACUGGCCCACACCCUGGCCUCCCUCCUGCUACUGCUCUGACACCAGACUUGGCAAAGCUCCUUGGUAAUGCUGCUGCGAUUCGGCCACCACCUCCAUUGUCAUCACCAGGUAUCCAAACACCUGGUAUACAGUCUCCGCCUUCAUUCAUCCAUCCACCUCACCCCCAUCAGGACCCGCUGGCUGCGCUGAGAAACAAUCCCGCUCUAGCGAACCUGCUCGCUCAACAGCAGCAGCAACAGCAAUCACCUCAAAAUAUUGCCGCUCAUUUGGGCGUUCAAACACCUGAUCUGAGAUCACCUGUUCAGCCUCAGCGACAACAUGGUCUUCCUAAUGGUGGACAGCCUGAUAUGGCCGAUAUACUUGCCAAACUCGGAUCUUAUAGGCGAUAG
Messenger RNA from Aureobasidium subglaciale EXF-2481, 2583 nucleotides. RefSeq lists its product as uncharacterized. The record is from RefSeq and is a predicted model, not a curated record. Bases 1 to 2583 code for a protein of 860 amino acids. Gene Ontology annotation, molecular function: RNA binding. The transcript is spliced from 2 exons. Lineage: Eukaryota; Fungi; Ascomycota; Dothideomycetes; Dothideales; Saccotheciaceae.